Ilex paraguariensis (yerba mate) is the source of this 1287-nucleotide messenger RNA. The record is from the annotation of a GenBank genome assembly. NCBI's taxonomy places the organism in Eukaryota, Viridiplantae, Streptophyta, Magnoliopsida, Aquifoliales, Aquifoliaceae.
AUGCUUUUGGCUAUUGGACUUUCACCAUUUAGGGUGCAGCAUUCCACCUCUUUGCCUAGCAGCACGACACUUGUAUUGCUCUCCUAUAACCCCCCGUUUUCACGGUUUAGUAGCAAGAAGCCCCAAAUCCUUGAUUUGGCUAGGAAAGACCGCACUGCUUUGGGCCCAGGAAACGAAGGGAAUGAGCUUGGCUAUUUCUCCACACUACUCUUUUUUUGUGCUCGUUCCGCAUGCGCUUCGCACGUUAGUGGCACUUUGGUCUCCUCUUAUUCUUCAUUAGACGGCUCAGAUGGACUUCGCUGUUCUUUUUCAACUAAAAUAGAAAAGGCUCCCUUCAUCUUUUUGAAUCAAGACUCGGCCUUGCUUGCGUCAUUCCAACAACCGGUAGGGAGUACCUCAGUAUAUGACCGUGUGCAUGUUAAAUGGGGAAUGUGGAAAGUAAAAUUCGAUGUUGCCUUACCAACCCCAGAGAAACUCCGAAUACAGGCCUAUGCCCUCAAGCACAAGGGAGAUACUGUAGAUACAACUCUUGUAAUGCCACAAAUCACCAAGAAUGAAAGUGAACCAGUUAAAGGAGAUCGAUGGGUGGGCAAAAUUAACUUUGUUGAGAUACGCUCGUACUGGCAUAUCUUUAGGAGUUUUGAUAGAAUGUGGAGCUUUUUCAUUUUAAGCUUACAGGCAAUGAUCAUCAUUGCUUGGAAUGGAUCGGGGGAACUUAGUGCAAUUUUUGAGGGAAAUGUGUUCCUGAAAGUAUUGAGCAUCUUCAUAACAGCUGCAAUAUUAAAACUUGCUCAAGCUGUCCUUGAUAUAAUUAUGAGCUGGAAAGAAAGUCGCAGCAUGUCAUUGCAUGUGAAGUUAAGAUAUCUAUUAAAGGCUCUGUCCGCUGCGGCUUGGGUAAUCAUUUUACCUGUGGCCUAUGCAUAUAGUUUGAAAAAUUCAUCUGGAAUUGGACAGACCAUCAAGAAUUGGUUUGGCAAUAGUCGAAGUUCGUCUUCUUUGUUAAUCCUGGCAGUUCUUAUUUACUUAUCUCCAAACAUGCUCUCUGCAUUGUUAUUUCUGUUUCCAUUCAUCCGCCGCUAUUUAGAAAGGUCGGACUUUAAAAUCUUGAGGCUCAUGAUGUGGUGGUCUCAGCCUCGGCUUUAUGUUGGAAGGGGGAUGCAUGAGAAUACUCUCUCUCUUUUCAAGUACACUAUGUUUUGGGUUCUACUCUUAGUGGCUAAGUUAGCAUUCAGUUACUACAUUGAGGUGAUUUUAUCCUUCAUCUUCAGUUGCUAUGAUUGCUUGUAG